AUAAUAAACCAUGUCUGAUAACUACAGUGACAAUGAAAGUUUAAAAUUAUAUGAAAACGAACGAAACGUAAAAUUGAUCAAAAAUCAUAAAUGUACAACAGUCAGUGUGCCAUCUUCAAAAGUUUUACAACUAGUAUCUAUUUUUGAAAACGAAGAAUCGGAAACAAAGUUGAAAUCUCUGUCACAGAGACGGUUGACGACAGCGACAACCACCACGACAGCGGUGGCGCAUGCGGAGGAAACGGAAAAAGCGAAACGAGCUGACGAAGUGGACGGAACGGUUGACGAAGCAGACAAAGCGAACGAAGCGGAGGUGUCGUCGACGGACAGAUCUGGCCGCGCGCCUGCCGGAGGAGCAGCCGUCCAGAGCGACGGGAAUUUCUCAUCUAACGCAUCGUACACGUCCACUGUGUCGGUAACGAACCAAGGCGGCAACUGGAUAGGACAGCGCGACCGGAACCUGUUGUUUGUCAUUCAUCCGUGGUGCAUGCUGCACAAGUCGAGCGCGGACAGGCAGUCGGAAUUCCCGCCGCCCGGGUUUCUGGAACGCCUGAAGGCCAAGCUGAUGGCCCUGCACCGACAGUCGGACGAGCAGCAGCGGCAGCGGCAGGGCCCGGCCGCGGCCGCGGUGGUCUGCAGGCGGCGUCGGCACACCCACCAGAGGAUCAAGUGUUGGUUCCAGUACACGGCCACGGCGCUUGGCGGUGCCGGCACAACGACGGCCAUGACCACUGUCCAGCACGCCGCCCGUCCGCGAAACGAACCGGCGGCGGUGGUCGAUUUCCUGUCCGUUUGGCGUCGGUACGCAAACGUCGCAGCCGCGUGCAGUGCGGCCGAUCGUGGCUGAUGGUAAUGCAGCAGGUGUCCAACACCCGGCGCGCCGUUUUAUAUGCAUUGGUAGCAGAUGACGACGCACCGCGGGUGUCCGCGUCAUGCAGGAUGCGAUGCCAAUCGGUUUUUUCCUUUUUUUUUUUUUUUCUAUGAACUCCGUCGCAAAUCACACAAUUGUUGUAGGUUAUUAGGACUAAUUUAUAACACACAAUAUAUCAAA
This is a messenger RNA of Rhopalosiphum padi (bird cherry-oat aphid), 1051 nucleotides long. RefSeq lists its product as uncharacterized. NCBI's taxonomy places the organism in Eukaryota, Metazoa, Arthropoda, Insecta, Hemiptera, Aphididae. The transcript has 2 exons. Bases 11 to 847 code for a protein of 278 amino acids. The record is from RefSeq and is a predicted model, not a curated record.